AUGGUUGGACCACCGAGCAUUCUGAGCUCGUCCGCGACGCCAACUCAGAAGUCAAUAUACUCUACGAAUCUACGAACGAGCUCCGAUCGCGAUCGUGAUGGAUUGCAACCUUCAGGAGGGGGCAAUGGCGCCCGGGCGUUGGGUGCCUCUGCCCUUUCCUAUGCGCCUAGAGGCUCUUCCCUGAACCCUUCUCCAGCUCCUGGAAGCUUCAGCUCGAAUCUUCGAAGUCAACUUGCCCCUUCGCGGACGGGAUCGAACCAGGAUAUGAAUUACUCUACGACGAACUUGGACAGGCUGGAUGAGGAUGUAGGGGUGGGACCGGAACAAUUCAUCACUGCCUUGAGGGAUCGGUUGAACCGGGAAAUGAAAAUAAAGGAGGGCAGUGAAAAUAUGUUGGAGGCAUUAAAUACGAAGAAAGCAAAACAGACAAAAGAGCAGAGACAGAAGGUGGAAGCAGAGCUAAAUUCAUCCAACCUAAAGAUCAAGGAAUUAAGGAACCAGAUAUCUGAGUUACAAAGACCAAAACCACCUUCGACACCCACGAAGUCGCGGAUGGACACACUGUUUCAGAGUAAUGGCCUGCGGUCUCCUCCAAGCGCUACCAAGAGCCAAGGCUCAGAUUUCGACGAGCCCACAGAAUCGCCUACAUAUGCGUUGGCGGAGAUACUACAGGCACUGGAAGUAGAGGGUCUAACUCCAGACUACUAUGUUGGCCACGCGAAUAACCUUGUAGAGCUUUUCAAGAGGUAUCCCACAUUGAAGUACGACCUAGUGUGGUCAAUAUUUGGGUUAAGAAUGCAGGUCAUGUUAUUGAGCGAAAGCAGGGAAGUAGUGGCUGCCGGAUACAGAAUGACAAGAUAUGCGAUAUCGGAUAUCAACUCCAUCCAGAAAAUACGGACAUUGAACACGGAUUACUUGGUUGUACUUUCCCUGACGAAAAAAUCUAACGCAGACGUAGAACGUGAGCAAGCACUGAAAUUUGUGCGAGCGUUCCUGGAUGUUAAAGAUGGUGUCCAAGAAGUUUCAAGAGCUGUGGUCAGAACGAUUGCUUCCGUUGCUGAGCAUAUUGAAGACCGCUUGAGGUCCAUAUGUCUAGAAACGCUUGGUGAAGUGAUGGUCCGUAGCCCGGCGCUUCUUCUUUCUUCAGGGGGUCUUAGACCUUUGGCAGAUGCCCUAGGCGAGGGAACAUACCAGGCAUCUGAAAGUCUUACAGCUGCGUUUCUGUUUCUUAUGGAUGCGCCGCAGCGAAGAAGAUUUCUGAGAUCUGGCUAUGAACUCGAGGUUAUGUUCACACCCUUUACGGAUUCUAUGUUUGCCCAAGAAUCUGUGUUGAAGCAGAAUUCUAGGUCGAUAGCCUAUGCAUUGAAAUCAUGGCCAGGGCUCAUGUCACUUUCUAUGUAUAAUUUCAGGGCGAUUCGCUCCCUGAUUUCUAGCCUGAUGUUUCAAAACAACACUAUUCGCGAAACGGUUAUCGAUUUACUAUACUCGCUGCUUCGUAUCAAGUCCCCUUUCUGGGCUACCUCUUUCUUGGCUGGACGACGACUCACAACUUAUGGCCGUGUAACCGGCGUGUUAAAAGCUACAGCGCAGAAAGCGCCAGUUGUAGAGGAUGAUUCCGGUGAUAAGACCUUUGUGGAUCACUACACAGCGCUGUUACUAGCUGUGAUGAUUUCUUCGGAUAUGCUACCGGCCCUAUUGCAAGUGACGCGAGAUGCCGACAAUAUGAUGCUUAAGCGCAAGACUACCCUGCUUAUAAGUGAAGUCCUGAAAUUGGCAAGCAGGUUACUCCCUUCAAGUUGGAGUAGCGAUAUUCAGUUGCUUCCGGAGUUGUUUUCUGCUGCAUCACAUUUUGGCGAUGAGGAACGAUUCGAUGCAACAGGAACGGUGUAUCAAAUAAGCCAAGUCAGCCGAACCCUUCACAGAUCAGCACCCAGCACCGCCGCAACUCUGUCCAGUGCCGGCAACAAUAGUCAUGAGAACCUCACAAGUCUGGAGGAUACGCCCAAAAACAACCCAAAUCUUACGCUUGACGAAACGACUUUUCGAUCUCUACUUGUGGAAACGCAAGUUUUGAGCAGCACAAAUCCUAUAAAGUGGAAGUGGGAUAUCAUUUUGAGGAUUAUCGAAGGGCCAUUAUUGAACGGAAAGCGCUUGGAUGAGGCCAUCAAAGCCUCUAAGUUUAUUAAGCGAAUCAUGAGCUUCUACAGGCCCUUCAAGUACAAAUUUGCAGAAGUGCGAAAUACCCGUAUCAACCAGAAGUAUGUUAAAGUUGGCUGCGCUCUAAUCCACACGCUCUUGCAAAGCAAUGAGGGAGUUAGAUAUCUGGCGGACAACAAGUUGUUGAGACAGAUAGCAGAGUGUCUUGCACAGUGUGAUCCAACAAGUGGUUUGACAGCCCAAUCCCCAAUGUUCUCCAAAGAACGGCUUCAAGAAACAUUGUGCUCCGGCUACUUUGCUAUGCUUGGCACCAUGAGUGCUGAUGUAAAGGGUCUACAAAUGCUCGAUCGCUGGCGUAUGAUUAACAUGAUGUACCAUAUCAUUGAUUUGAAGCAGCGUCCAGACCUCAUCAAAAUGUUGUUGACGAACUUCGAUUACAGCCUACAUGGUCAUCCUAGAGUACUGCUCUCCAAGGCUUUAACUGCUGGAUCAAAAGAGAUCCGCAUUCAUGCAACGAAUGUUCUCAGGAAAUAUUCCCGAGGAUCCAAAGCGGGUACAAGUAGUCAAGGUGUUGGUGAUGCAAAAUGGGCCAUACAACUUCUUGUAACACAAUUAUACGAUCCAGAAGUGGAAGUCUGUGCAACCGCAAUCAAGUUGCUGGAAGAAGCUUGCAAUCGCAGACAAUUCCUCGAGUACAUCGUCGAGUGCCGUCCGGCUCUUGAUCAUCUUGGCGAGAUUGGAGCCCCGCUGCUCCUCCGAUUCCUGUCUACGUCUAUCGGGUAUCAUUAUCUUGAUGGCCUGGAUUAUAUCAGUAACGAGAUGGACGACUGGUUUCUUGGACGUAAUGAUGCGUAUGUGGGAGUCAUUGAAGCAAGUCUUGCUAGAGCCUUUGUCGAGAUGCCAGAGGAACCGUCGCGCCGCAUGAGCAUGGAUGAAGAAACCUUCGACAUGGAUGCUGAGAAUGAUGCACAAGUACCACCGCACUUUUACCGCGAACUGACACGGACGAAGGAGGGUUGUAAGCUUUUGAGUGAUAAGGGUCAUUUCGAAGAAUUCGCGCUAUCUAUUCGAGACUACGGGAUGCUAUCAGACGAUCCUGAGCUGAUCCUGAAAGUUAAGGGUUGCUUAUGGGCAGUUGGCAAUGUCGGUUCCAUGGAACUUGGAGCACCAUUUCUUGAAGAGUCUGAUGUUGUGGAGAACAUUGUCAAGAUUGCAGAAGAGCACGAGAUUAUGAGCAUGCGUGGAACUGCCUUUUUCGUGUUAGGACUAAUUUCCCGAAGCGUUCAUGGCCUUGAAAUCAUGUCCGAAUUUGGGUGGGAUAGCAACACCACAACAAUGGGUGUUUCUCUUGGCCUUUGCAUACCGCAGGAUCUGAAGAAACUCUUCUCCUACGAGCCAUGGCAGCACGAGAAAGUUACAGACAUAUUUCUAACACCAAAAAACCGUGCGCUGAUCGACUCUGCGAAAACUGACUCUGACCCGGUCGCUAAUCGCAUACUCGAACUUAUUGGCGAUCUUGGAAACACCGUCCUCCAAAAGCGCUGUAUGACGGAGCUCAUGCACAUCAAAUCGAAAAAGGUUCCAAAUUUUAGUCAACCAGCACUCUUCAAGAAAGUUAUGGCCGUGUUAGAAUCCCACCACUUCAGACUUACGGUCAGGAGAUUCGUGAUUGAGCUCUUUGACCGGAGCGUAUUACGUCGAAUCGUCUUUGAGGAAGAUGAAGAAGAGGCCGGCGAUGAAGUGGAGAGUGAUGAUAACAGUGAGAAUAGAACGGAGCGACAAAGGAGCAUCAGCGACCCUUCUGGUCCCCGAUCUUGA
Molecule: messenger RNA, 3975 nt
Organism: Glarea lozoyensis ATCC 20868
Lineage: Eukaryota; Fungi; Ascomycota; Leotiomycetes; Helotiales; Helotiaceae
Product: HR1 repeat-containing protein
Exons: 3
Coding region: 1-3975 (1324 amino acids)
Biological process (GO): TORC2 signaling
Cellular component (GO): TORC2 complex
Source: RefSeq, a predicted model, not a curated record